AUGGAGAAUACUUAUUCAACCCCCAUCUCCCCUCAAUCGCCAAACGUCUUUCGACCCCGCCGAUCCGAUGACUGGCACGAAUACCGUGAAAUCAUCGAACAACUCUACCGCAAUGAUCAGUUGAAACUACGCGAUGUUAAACGCAUCAUGGAGAGAGAUUAUAAGUUCUUUGCAUCAGAGAAACAAUACAAAGAUCGUCUGGCAGCAUGGCAUGUGCGAAAGAACAUCAAAGCCAAGGAAGUCCAUCUUAUGCUUCGGAAGCAACAGAAGCGCGCCGCCCAAGGCAAACAGACAGCAUUCCGCGUAAACGGUCAGAACGUCGAUCCAAAACGUAUCGCCCGUUUCGUGCGUCGUUAUGGAACAUCAUGGGAUACCAAUCGAGGCAAAGAACCAGAGACUGAGACCCAAAGCCCAGAACCUCAAACACCAUCCGACAUGACCUGCUACACACCAGAACCAACAGACGAACACAGCGUCACAACACCCAUCUCACCACUCCCGGACAUGCAAUCGCCAACCCGAGAGAUGCCUCCCUACCCACUCGGCUCAUACGGUAAAUCCACGGCCGUUCCGGUGAGUGUGAGUGUACCGAAUGAUAUUGAUGGAAGAUAUCUCGCUCUAGACCCAAACCACCUCGAAAACCUGCCCGAUCUGGAACUAGAAGAGACACCGCCCAUGCCGAUGUCUAUGCACCCAAUCCAGCCUCAGCCACGCCACAUCCAGUCCUAUCACCAUUCAAUAGGCAACCAUCUCUCGCACGGUGCACAUGGGUCUCACAACUCCCACCCAUCGCACCCUGUACACGGUUCUCAUGCAUCCCAUGCCGUGCACAACCCUCACAAUGCUCAUUCCUCGCACGCGUCUCACGCGCAUGGUCACCAUGGCCCCGCACCGAGGGAUCUAGAGGAUGCACCGAGUGAAGUGGAUACGCACCCGCCGGACUGGAAUACGGUUGAGUCGUUCCAGACGAGGCUGCAGGAUUUGGAUUUCACGCUUACGCAGUCGAUGUCGAAGUGGGCUAGGGAUCAGGAUCCUAACCAUGAGCCUCCUCACCAUGAGGGGUUGGGGAUGUAA
Messenger RNA from Penicillium verrucosum, 1074 nucleotides. RefSeq lists its product as uncharacterized. The transcript is spliced from 3 exons. The record is from RefSeq and is a predicted model, not a curated record. NCBI's taxonomy places the organism in Eukaryota, Fungi, Ascomycota, Eurotiomycetes, Eurotiales, Aspergillaceae. Bases 1 to 1074 code for a protein of 357 amino acids.